Molecule: messenger RNA, 3520 nt
Organism: Episyrphus balteatus (marmalade hoverfly)
Lineage: Eukaryota; Metazoa; Arthropoda; Insecta; Diptera; Syrphidae
Gene: Stim
Product: stromal interaction molecule homolog
Exons: 12
Coding region: 278-3319 (1013 amino acids)
Biological process (GO): activation of store-operated calcium channel activity; store-operated calcium entry; intracellular calcium ion homeostasis
Cellular component (GO): plasma membrane; endoplasmic reticulum
Molecular function (GO): calcium ion binding; protein binding; calcium channel regulator activity
Source: RefSeq, a predicted model, not a curated record
UCUCGUUUGGUAGCUAUAAUAAAAUAAUUUUCACUAAAAAAAAAAACUACUUAAAUAUUAAUUGUUUGCCAAAAGAAAAUAAUAAAAUUACGCUAGAAUAUAAGUGGAAUAAAUAUAUAAAAUGCUUGCACUUUGGUCGCGCAAUUUAUUCUAAAAAAUCUGGUUAAAUAAAAAUUAACUUAAUAAUAAAAUUAAUAAGAAAAACAAUUAACAACGACAAUAAUACAACAAAAACAAAAUUGAAUCAAAACAAAUUAUUUAACACAACCAAAGAACAAUGCUUUGGAACAUUUGCCUUAUACUUGUGAUAUCUUUGGUUUCUUCACCACAUAAACACAGUGUCUCCGGUGGCGGAGCGCCUGGUGAUUCAGUUGUGAUUACUGCCGGUGCUCUCGGUGGUAAUCGCUUUAAUCCACAUUCAACACAUGAGCUAGAACACCACCAGCAAUUGCACCAUCAUCCAUCGCAAAAGCCACCACAACAACAACAACAACAUCAACAACACAGUACUUAUCACAGUAGCAACACUGCUGCAGGCAGCAGUGGUGGCUCGCAACAACAAGCUGCUUCGCAAAUAUCAACAACUGCAACUGCAACAGGUGCUGUUGGUGGUGGUGGCGGUGCCGGUGGAUCCCAUGCGGCCUCCUCCUACGCUCAUCAUCAUGGAGCACCUGGAAGUGGCCACAUAGAUCAUCGGCACUCGUAUAAUCUUCUCAGCGAAGCAAUGUCGCAAGCAGUUAGCAAUGAAUUCAGUGCUCUUGGCAGCGGUUCAGCUGAUGGCGCUUGUCAUGCAGACGACCUCGAUUGCUAUGGUGGGAAUAUCCAGGAUCGUCUGGGAAUGGAAGCGAUACGCACAUUGCAUCGACAAUUGGAUGACGAUGACAAUGGCAACAUUGAUCUCAGUGAGUCAGAUGAUUUCUUGAGAGAAGAGCUUAAGUAUGAUUCUGGAUAUGAGAAACGUCAAAAAGCAUUUCAUUUCAACGAUGAUAUGCAUAUAUCAGUGAAAGAACUGUGGGAAGCGUGGCUUCGAUCUGAGGUGCAUAACUGGACAAUAGAGCAAACUACUGAUUGGUUAGCUCAGUCCGUUCAAUUGCCACAAUAUGUGGAAUUAUUUAAAGCUCAUAAAGUUACUGGCGCUGCUUUGCCAAGAUUGGCAGUUAAUAAUAUGCACUAUGUGGGUAAUGUGCUAGGGAUUAAAGAUCCAAUCCACAAGCAAAAGGUUGCUCUUAAAGCUAUGGAUGUAGUUUUAUUCGGUCCACCAAGAGAAACUGGAACCAGAUGGAAGGACUAUAUAUUAGUAACCCUGCUAUUGAGUGCAAUUAUUGGCUGCUGGUAUGCUUACCAACAAAAUAAAAAUGCCAAAAGACAUCUACGCCGAAUGGCUCAAGACAUGGAGGGGCUCCAGAGAGCCGAACAGAGCUUACAGGAAAUGCAAAAGGAACUUGAACGAGCUCGAAUGGAACAAGAGAAUGUCGCCACCGAAAAAAUGGAUCUCGAACGACGUCUCAAAGAAGCCCCCUCAUUAACUUCCUCCAGCUCAGACUUGGAAGUUCAGCAGUUAAAAAAAGAAAUCGAAAUGCUUCGUUCUGAAUUAUCCCGAGCCGAAAUCGAACUUGUCGAUAACUGUUGGGCACCACCAGCACAAUUACAAUCCUGGCUGCAAUACACUUACGAACUGGAAUCUAAAAAUCAUUUAAAAAAACGUGUUUCCGCUGAAAAACAACUCCAAUCAGCUCGGGAAGCUUGUGAAAAACUACGUAAAAAACGUUCAAGUUUAGUUGGUGCAUUUGUAUCGACUCAUGGUAAAAGUAUCGAUGAUGUUGAUCGUUCCAUUGUCGAGGCACGUAAUUCAUUGAGUGAUGUAACAAAUGAAUUACAAGAACGUUUACAUCGUUGGAAACAAAUUGAAACAUGUUUAGGUUUUAAUAUUGUCAAUAAUAAUGGUCUUGCCUAUUUAGAAAAUGUGCUCUAUAGUAGAAAUGGUGGAGGAGGAGCUGGUGUUAAAGGUUCAAGAGGGCGAAUGACAAAUAGCACAGAUGAUCUUGACGAUGAAUCCGUACAAGAAAUUUUAUAUAUUUACCCAGGUAUGUCUGAUAGCAACUUUAGUCGCAAUAGUGUCAACAGUAGCGGCCUUAUCAGUACCAAUAACUUAUCAACAAGUGGCGGCGGUGGAGGUGGUGGCACUGAUGGUCGAUCUGUUGGCAUACGUGAUGAUUCUUCAUGCAGCGACGAUGGCACUGACAAUCAAUCUGUGCAUUUUUUCCUCGGACCUACACCCGCACCACCACCACCACCAUCCCAAUCCAAUUUAAAUAAUCGUCACAGUGGCUACCAGGCGUUUGAUUCGAUUAGUAGUAGUGUGGUCACCAAUCAUAUUGGCUCAGCAACACCAAUUACACCAAUUACAACGCCAGCAACAGCAACAGCGCCCCCUACUGGUAGCGGCGGUGGCGGCACACAAAUGCACAAUUCGCACGCAGUAUUCAAUUCAAAUGAUAGUUCUUCGCACCAUAGUGCCGAUGAUAGCCGACAUAGUCCGUCUGUGUCAUCGGAACGUUCCAUACCAAUACCUCCACGAACGAAAAAGCCAUCUGUGCCGCCAACGGUGCCAACUCCACCGAGUGGCCCAAUCGGUCGUGCACCUCUACCGCCACCUCGUAGAACAAAUCAGAGUCAUAUCAUCCGAUCCCAAAGCACUGACUUGGUGCCCAUGGAAAUCUACAAUUUCAUUGCCCGCCAACAACAGCAACACCAACAGCAACAACAACAACAACAGUCGCAUGGAAAAGUACUCUCACCUAGAUACAACUCUUCCAGUCAACAAUGUCUGUCAAAUCAACCAGCAAUGUCAUCACCCGCUGCAACAAUUGUCGCGCAACAACUCCAACAACUCCAGCAGCAUAUCUUUGACUUCAAUUGCGGAACAGCAGCAAGCGCUGCCGCCGAUAACUUCCGAUCACUCCACGACAUCACUGCUGCUGCAACAGCAGCAGCAGCAGCAUCAGUCGCAUCAUCAGGGGCUGGUGACCAAGAGCCACUCAUCGACACCGGCAACCACCCCUCAGCACCACCAUUCAUUACAAAAUCUAGUGGCACCGGGUCACUCCAACAGUCGCUACAACUUAAACAACAUCCGUCAAUCGGUCCGUCCACCACCGCCGCCCAAUCAGCGGCCAUUACAACGACGACACACGGUGAUACCCAAGUGGAUGAUACCAAUUCAACAGAUUCAUCCAGUCUCGACGACGAACUCAAAAAAAGACGCCGAAAAUUACGCUUCCCCUUUGGAAAGAAGUCCCAUAAAAGCAAACUUGCAUAGUUCGCAUAGUGCUGGAUGUCUUAAUCAUGCGACUACAACAACAACAAUAAAUAAUUUCGAAACGGCUGUGUCAGCGGCAAUGGCAACACUUGCACAACAUUCACAACAACACAGUUGCAAUAGCAAUAGUAUUAAGUAUCAAAAUCCAAAAGAAUCUUCCAUCAUGCGGCGGCAUUCGGCUGCCCAUCAAUCCACCACAAG